This is a messenger RNA of Dalotia coriaria, 1932 nucleotides long. RefSeq names its product G-patch domain and KOW motifs-containing protein-like. NCBI's taxonomy places the organism in Eukaryota, Metazoa, Arthropoda, Insecta, Coleoptera, Staphylinidae. Gene Ontology annotation, biological process: mRNA splicing, via spliceosome. Bases 141 to 1592 code for a protein of 483 amino acids. Gene Ontology annotation, cellular component: spliceosomal complex. The transcript has 7 exons. The record is from RefSeq and is a predicted model, not a curated record. Gene Ontology annotation, molecular function: nucleic acid binding.
UCUUGUUUGGCGUUUGACAUAAACAUCAACUUUUAGGUUGUGCUUGUGUUUGUCUUGCGUUUUAAAACGUUGCUAAGCUGAUUUCUUCAUUCAAUUCUUGUUUUACAAAUACACUACAACUUCUUGUUUCUAUAAUUGCUAUGGAGUCGAAAAUAUCAUUUGGUUUCAAAAAACUACCGAAGAAAAGCGCUGUGAUUGGUGCAAAACCACCCGAAGAAAAUAAAGUUGAAUUGAUUGAGUGUUUGGAUGCUUCAAACAUUAAAAUUAUUGGCCAUGUGGAAGAAGAGAAGAAAGCUUUAGUUAUUCCAAUGCAAGGUGCGAACAAAACCCUACUUGAUAGAAUUAAUGAUGCUAAUGAUCUCAAAGAAAGAAUAAAUAAGAAGGAAGAGGUAGUUGAUUUGAGACCUGAUGCAGAAUUAACCAUUGAUGAAUUGGCUGCAAGGAAAUUACUUGAAGAGGCGAAAAAUUAUGAAAAAAAGACGACUGCUGUAAAAGUUUCAUCAAUUGCAAUUGAGGACCAACUUAUUUUAGAGGGAGCAAAGGAAUCAACAAUGGAUGAUUAUGAAGCAGUGCCAAUUGGUGAUUUUGGCAUGGCUAUGUUAAGAGGAAUGGGUUGGAGUGAGGAUCAAGGUGUAGGCAAGAAAAAAGUUGAAGCCCCACAAUUGAGACCUAAAGGAAUGGGUCUAGGUGCAAGUGUUCCAGGGAAUACAAGAAAUAAAAUUCCCUUAGAUAAAGAUGGUAAAGAGUUGAAACUGGUUAAAGAUGCCAAGGCAAGGAUUAUUGCUGGAAAGGAAAAGGGAAACUAUUGUAUUGUGCAAGGAUUAGAUGAUGAUUCAGGUCGGGUGGUAGUGAAAACAACUUUAGCUGGGACCAUCUUAUCACUCAACGAAUUCAUGUUGUUUCCUGUUUCAAAUGAUGAAUAUGCAAAGUGUUCAAAAGUUUUAAAUAGUUUUAAAUUUGAAAAAUUCAAAGAAAAGUCCGAACAAACGAUGAAGAAUGAAGAUAUAAAAAACGGAAAAUAUAAAGAAAGCAAAGAUGAUGAUAGUGUUCAACACAUUCCCAAUGGAAAACCGGAGAGAAUUGAACUGUCAUCUGAAUCGGAAGGUGAACGCGAAAAAUAUAAACAACAAAAUACAUCACACAAAAUCAAGGUAAAACAUGAACGUAGAAGUAGAAGUAAAAGUCGUGAAAGGAAUAGACAUAAAGAAGAUAGGAUAUCUUCUAAGUCUAGCAGAAAUUCAAGACGAUCAAGAUCAAGAAGCACAUCGAGAAGUAGAAGUAACAAACGAAGAGAGCGCACUAUUUCGAGAAGUAGAAGCAGAAGCAGAACUAAAAAUACAAGUAAUAGACAUAAAUCAUCAGGAAGAAGCAAGGAUCGUGCGUAUUCAAUCUCAGAUUCUGAUGAUGUUUCAUCAAAUGAUGAUUAUAGGCAUAAGAGACGGGAUAAGAAGACGAAAAAGUCGAAGAAACACAAAAGGGAUAAAAAGUCUAAGAAAGAAAAGAAGAAGUCAAAACGGCGUUCUUCAUCGUCAGAUAGUUAUUCGUCGGAAAGCGAUGAUUAUGCUUCUUCAAAGACGAAAAGUAGGCGGUGAAGAACAUUUAACAAAACAAUAUUCUUAUCUGUAAAUUCAAUUAAAAAAUUAAGUAAAUAAAAAAGGAAUGCUACGAUGUAUCGUACGAACGAUGUUUUAUGAUAAUAUUUGGCAAAUUAUGGCUUCAACAAUCCUGUAAUUGUUUAUCAUAAAGCGAAAACCAUUACAGAAUAUUAAACUCAACUCUAUUUGAUGCUGUGAUUAGUGGAAAAUUGCUUCUAAGAACUGGUGAGUUUUGAUAGAACGUGUUUACAUUGGUUUUAAGCAAAAUUAUUUGUUUUUGUAGCAAAUAUUUUGCUCAUAGUCAAAAACUGAAUACAAAUAAACUAGUUUUUCAUUA